This is a messenger RNA of Closterium sp. Naga37s-1, 3165 nucleotides long. Lineage: Eukaryota; Viridiplantae; Streptophyta; Zygnematophyceae; Desmidiales; Closteriaceae. The record is from the annotation of a GenBank genome assembly.
AUGGCAGGCGGCGUCGCGCAUCCGUACUAUCCGCGCGACAUCGUGUUGCCGGACUACGUCCCACCAGCGUGGAGCACGGCCGAGCUCUUCGGCGUUUUCGGGGUGGCCGUCGGGCUGAUCUUCACCCUCUCAUGGCUCUUCGCAUGCUCAUGUCGCCAUCUGUCAGCGUCGGAGCGGUUCACGUUCAGCUGGUGGGCCGUGACAGGCGCCAUUCACAUGCUCAUGGAGGGAGCUUUUGUCGCCUUCCCUGCCCUCAUCAGCAGCACCAGCAAGGCGUUCCUCCUUGAUGCCUGGAAGGAGUAUGCCAUAUCGGAUUCACGAUAUGCCACCCGUGACACCUGCAUCGUCUCUCUUGAGGCAGUCACUGCGUUCAUUGAAGGCCCUGCAUGCAUCCUCAUUCUGUAUGCCAUGGCGGCCAGGAAGCCGUUCAGCAAUCUGCUGCAGUUCACUGUGUCUCUCGGGCAGCUGUACGGAGCAGCUGUGUACUUUGCCACUAGCUACUUGGAAGGCUUUCCCCACUCAGACCCCCAUCCGAUCUACUUCUGGGGCUACUUCGUUGGCAUGAACGCCAUUUGGAUUUUGGUGCCGUUCCUCAUUCUCUGGCGCUGCUGGACGCGCAUCAUUUCAGCAGAGGCCUCAACUCAAGCUCCAAUCAUUCAGCUCGUUAACGCUCUCCAGGCCGCCCUCUCUCCGAGGCUUUCCUCGAAGCUUCCUCCAAAGUUGACACUCCUCGCGCUUUACGUCUCUCACUUCCUCUCCCGAUGGACCAGUCGCAUGUGGGAAUUCGCCGUGCCGCUCUUUCUCCUAGACUCCUCUUACAUUGCCACGUCAGCUUCCGCUUCCUCCGCUACAGUCACCCCCGGUACUAGUAGCGCUGGAUCCGCCUCUCUGCUGCUAGUGGCGCUUUACGGCCUCUCCGAGUCGCUCGCGAUGUCUUUGUUUUCCGUACCCAUAGGAACGUGGGUGGAUCUCUGUUCGCGUUUACCGCUAGCCGCCUUCGCGAUCUCUGCUCAAAACGCCGCGCUGUUUCUCGCCGCGAUUGCCGUCGCCGCUCUGCUCUACCUCGCCGACUUUCUCGCCGUGCCCUCCGCCGCGAGUCCCACUGGGUCCAAGCUAUUCGCGUGGGUGGCAGGAGCGGUCGAAACGGGAGCUGACGUGGCACUGGUGGCGGCCGUUUGCGUGCUGGGCGCCGCGGCUGCUCUCGCCGGAUUGGCGCGCGGGAUUGCGGUGGAACGCGAUUGGGCGGUGGUGAUUGCGGAUUGGUUUUGCGAGCAGGAAGGUGCUGCAAAAAGGGGAUGCGGGCGGCAGGGGGAAUGGGAGGACAGGGGACACGACGAAGGGAAGAGAGGGGGAAUAGUGCAGGUGGAGGGGGAUUGUAACGACUCAGCGCGGCAUGGGAAAAAGGAGGGGAGAGAGGAGAGGGGGAGAGAGGAGGGGCAGAGAGAGGAGAGGGGGGAACACCAAUUGCAGACGCACGUUGGAGGCAAGAGUGGCUUGAGCGAAGCAGGGGAGCGAGAGGUGGCAGAUGCUAGUCACCGGGGCAAGGCAGCGCAUGCAGAGGAGCUUCUAGCUGGGCAGCCACAGGGGCAGCAGGAGGGGCAGCAGGAGAGGCAGUUGGCGGAACAGAAAGAGGAGCAGGAGCAGCAGGGGAGCGAGCAGAGGGAGCGUGUGCGAGCGCGGCUCAACUCCACUCUUCGCACCAUCGACCUGCUCUGCCGCCUGCUUGCCCCGGCCCUCACUGGCGCCAUCAUGGCCGCCGCCUCCUCCCCUUCCGCCUCUGCCUCCGCCUCUUCCCCUCCCCCCGCCUCAUCCGUGCGCCCUGAGCUGCUGCCUGUAUCUCUGCCGCUCGCCAUGGCCGUGUGGGUCCUCGUGGCCGCUGCUGCUGAGCUGCUGCUGCUGGCGCUCGUCCACUCGCAGGUACCCGCGCUGGGGGAGAGGCGCAAGGAGAGAGGAGGAGGGGAGAUGGAGGAGGACGAAAGGGCUGGUGUGGAGGAGAGGGAAGGUGAGAGCGGGGAGGAGGAAGAGGAGGAAGAAGAGGAGGAGGAAUUGGAAGUGGAGGAGGAAGAAGAGGAGGAGGAAUUGGAAGUGGAGGAGGAAGGGGAGGAGGAGGAAGGGAGAGAGGGAGGGGUGGGGAGUGGAGGGGAUGAUAAGAAUGGAGUGGGGGACGUUACGAGUGGAGUGAAAACACAAGUGGACGAUGUGGAGCAUUCGAGAAGGGAUAAGCAUGAGGCAGGAGAUAAGCAGAUGCUGGUCCCUUCACCCGCUAAUCCAACGCCACCUGCUCCUAUCACCCUCUCAGACUCCCCAGCCGCCCCUACCAUUACCACCACCACUGCCACCAGAAGCAGCAGCAGCAGCAGCGAGCCUCCCCUCAUCCCCUCCAUGACCCAAAACCCCUCUUUCUUAAACCACCUGCUCGCCUCCCUCCACCACCUCCGCCUACUCCUCACCUCCUGGCUGACCACCUUUCGCUCAGCCUGGACCAUCUACCUCCGCCAGACCUCCCUCCUCCCCUCCUUCGCCCUCGCCCUUCUCUACCUCACAGUCCUCUCCUUCGGAUCCCUCAUGUGCGCCUACCUGCACUCCCAAGGCGUCCCUCUCGGUCUCCUAGGCUCGGCAAGCGGAGCCGCGGCUGUCACCGGCGUGCUCGGAGCCACCCUCUUCCCGAGCCUCUGCGCCAGGCUCGGGCCGAGCCGGACUGCCGAGGCCUCGGUGUGGUCCCAGCUGACGUGCCUUCUGCCAUGUGUCAUCGCGGGAUUGGUUCUCCAGUCGUCAGGGCCGAUCCCAGCAGUGCUGCUUAUGAUAGGAGUGGUGCUCUCAAGAGCUCCUCUCUGGGUGUUUGAUCUGUCUGUGCUGCAGAUGGUUCAGGGUUCAGUGGUGGAAGAGGAGAGAGGCGCAGUGGGGGGAGUGCAGGAGUCGUUACAGCAGGGAAUGCAGCUGGUGGUGUUGGUGCUUGCAGCGGUGAUUAGUAAACCGAGGGAUUUUUGGGUGCUGACAACGGUGUCGGGAGGGGCUGUGAUGCUGGCGGCAGUGCUAAUGAGGGUGGAUCGGAGGGGGAGGGGGCUUUUGGGGCGAAUUGGAAGGGGUGGUUGGCAAAAGCAGGCCGAAGGGCUACUGGGAGCUGAUGGCAGUGUUGGGAGGGGUGCUCCUGCAGAUGAUGUUUAG